Molecule: messenger RNA, 3713 nt
Organism: Pecten maximus
Lineage: Eukaryota; Metazoa; Mollusca; Bivalvia; Pectinida; Pectinidae
Product: CD9 antigen-like
Exons: 8
Coding region: 357-1043 (228 amino acids)
Cellular component (GO): membrane
Source: RefSeq, a predicted model, not a curated record
GUAUAUGUGCAAUGCACGAACCGCUUUACCGCAAAUAUCUGUCAGGGUUUCCUCAGCAACAGUACAGAGACUGGAUCAAGGCAAAGACUUGUAUCGAGUAAGCCCUAACCGUGACGUUGUGUGCGUCCGACAACAACAAAACAGCGGGCCUGCAAGUUGUAGCCUGGCGCGUUCACUUUAUCACUCGGGCGUGAACAGUGUAGCGGUGUGUAGGAAUAGCUGUAAGGACGACCCAGGUAUAUUGUGAUACACGCUUGCUGUGAAAAAGGAUUUCAAUACCGUUCCGAGUGUGGUUGGGGAUUUUAUAGUGCUUUAAAGAAACCUUUACACAGUCAAAUCUCAAACUACCUACAGAAAUGGCGUUGGGAAGCUGUCAUACAUGCAUCAAGUAUUUGAUGUUUGCAUUCAACUUCUUGUUUUGGUUACUGGGAUGUGCCAUCCUCGCUGUUGGAAUAUGGAUCCUGGUGGGAGACAACUUCAACAAGUAUGUAGAGGGCGCUGAGGAGUUCGCCUUCCUCCACACGGGGGCAUACAUCCUUAUCGUAGUUGGAGUCAUCAUAAUGGUCAUCGGAUUCCUGGGCUGCUGUGGCGCCAUCCGUGAGAGCCAGGUCAUGCUCGGACUGUUCUUCGGAUUCCUGUUCAUCAUCUUCGCAGUAUUACUUGGAGCAGGAAUCUGGGCAGUCAUGGCCAAAGACUCGCUGAAACAGCUUGUCUCCGACGUUCUGCAGAAGAAAGUGGAUGAAUCAUGUCAAAAUAACCAAGACUCAAAGAACUUCAUGAAGAUGGUCCAAGACGAGUUUGAGUGCUGCGGAGCUACUUCCGGUGUAAUAGAUUAUCUAACUACUUCCUGUGUCAUCAAUUCCAACGUUUUCCCAUGUGUCGCGGAGGCAACCAUGUCGGGUUGUAAUGAAAAACUACACGAGUUUUUCUCGGAGAACCUCCUGAUAGUGGCUGGAGUGGCCAUAGGUAUCGCGUUUAUUCUGAUUCUGGGAAUGAUUUUCUCCAUGGUUCUGUGUUGUGCGAUCCGAGACGUGUCGGCGUAACGUCCCAAAGCUUGCGCUGGAUGUCUUUAUUUAUAUGAUUGUAUAUGGCAGUGUAUAUGUAGUGAUUUCCUCAUUUCUUCUGAGAUUGGAAGGCAGCGACUGUUGUAUGACGCGUUGUCACGUGGGAUGAAUUCAGAAUAUGUAUUUCGCAUACCCUGCGUGGGAAAUAUGCGUAUGCGUUGCUAUGGCAAAACCCAAGAAACAUUUGGAAGCGGAAAAUUUGGCCAGAAUAUAUUUCUAAACCGGAAAUAAUGCUUUGAAGAUGUAUCAAUAUUAUAUAUUAUAUGUUUUUGAUAAAGUUAUCAUGCAAAUUAAUGGCAUGCAUAGUGAAUUGACGAAAAUGAGAUACGAAUGUUUUCGUUUGCUGAAUGAGUUCUUUCCGGAUUUUUAUAGUUCAUGCUAUUACUUCAAGUCCGCUGGGACUGAUUACGUCAUCAUAUAUUGUGUACUUAGUCAUCAGAUUUAUCCACAAAUAUCAUUAGUUUAUGAGAUCAUGUAUAUUUAGUGCUUUUGUUUAAAACUCAUUUCACCCCACCGUUUAGACGUUAUUUUCAUAAGAAUUAUGUUGCUGCUUGCCAUCUGUAAUAUAUAUAUACAUAUAUACAUGUGUCUUGUCAUAUGUGGAGGUGCAGUGAGCGGACACACCCAUAUAUGGACGUCUGAUGAUGAUCACACUACGCAGGACGAUCGGAUGGACAUCCUUAUUACCGUGAAACUGGCGCAAUGCGCUAAACUUGGCCUCAAUGUUUCACAUAUUUACAUUAAUUUACAUAAUUUUUGUAAGAUGUUCAAAGUAUUUUGUGUAGAUAUAUAGCUUUUAACUGGUGUAUUUUUUAAAAAACAAAACCAAUGUUCAAAGAUCUUGUCCACUACAUAUUCAAAGUGCCGGUGACCGAGAUUUUUUUUCUAUUCGACACGAUGGUCACUAUUUUUAUCUCCAAAUGGCGACACUCCUCCCAACGGAAGUAGACUGUUGCAGCGACACCUUGUGGAGAGAAAAUGACAUCCAACGGGAUCUACAUUUGACAAGUGUCAAUUGUGACCGUUUUUCGUAGCAAAACGAGGGUUACUUUACCGGUACAGAAUCUCAUUGAGUUGACCUUCCUCAACCUGCCCCGUGUUGUAGUUGCAUGCGCUGAUUCCGCGUCUACGUGUGUUCGUACAAAGAUAACACACGUACCACAUGCACGUGCAUGUGUAAUACGCUAAAAUAGAUUGCUUUCACGCGAUGUCGUGAACGUCACAGCAUAUCUUGAACGUGACUUCGUGAGUUACUUGAUUUUAAGUGCCUAGAAGGAAGCAAAAUAGAGAAAUUAUGCAAUUGAAACAAAAACAUAUGGAUUUGUUUUUGCCGCUUUCCGUAGCGACCUCUAGUGGCAAAACACUACCUAGUAUCGGUCGAUAACUCUAAUCAACGAGUCACAAAUGAAGACCAAUUUCUCUUUUGGAACACUUUGCCUUUUUUUGUAUCUCUCGCAAUGGCAGUACAUUUUAACUGACACGGGUCUUCUUGUUACUAAGAAAUCUUUAUUUUUCUAUUUAAAUGUGGUGGACACCAUCUUUAAUUAUUGCAUUCGUACCCAGUGUUAUUGGUUUCUCCUGUGUAUUUGUGUGUAAAGUAAGUAUUGCCGUAAUAUGAAGCAUAAUAACAAUUGUAGAGGUUUAAAAACAUGUAAUCGAAGAAAUAAUAACACUUCCGCACAUGUUUCCCCACUUUUUUCCGAGGGAAAUCCUAGCGAAGGAAGUACAAACGCCCCUUUAUUCUUCAAAAAAUUCAUCAUUGCACAAUAUGAUUGCGUCAUCAAUUUUAUCACAUAUUUCAUACGUCAUCAAUAAUGGCGUAGUUUGCAAUAUCAGCUAAGGGAGAAAGUAAAUGGUCACUCUUGCGAUAUAGGCAGAUAACGGUGUUGUAGUUUGACUUUUGGCCAAGCCUAGUUUUAUUAUAAAUAAUCUAAUUAUCUUUGCCUGGCUCCGGAGCGAUACAUUCUACUAACUCGGAAAAAUAUUCAGGCAUUUACGAAUAAAAAAAAAUUAAGCGAGUUUAUUUUCGACAAUUUUUAUUUUUAUGAUUCGAACAACAUUUCUUAUCUCUAACAAGUCUUAAAUAUGCUGGAGUCAGUAUUCUCGUUAGAUUUCCUCGUAAAUUAGUCAUUAUGUAUAGACUCGCGAGUAAAAAUUAAUUUUCAGAUCAUGCUAUGAAACUUAACAUCCCGGAAGUUGUCAACGUUAACUAGCACAGAAACGUGUACUUUUAAUUAGCUCAUGAAUGUGACCAUACACGGUGUUUUAUGUUGAAUGUUUUAAUAUGGUAUAUAUGUGUGUAGACACUAUUCUUUAUCACAUUGUUCUUCUAAAAAAAACUAUUUUGCUGUUUUACAUGUUGAACAUCUAUUAAUAAAGUAUUAAACCACAAUUACUGUAGUAUACAAGUUCAUAUUCCAAAUUUCAAUUGUUCUAUAAGACAAUAGUGUUUUGUUCUGAUCUUACCUAUUUUGAAUGCAUAUUAUGUGCAACUAGUUACCACAAAUUUAGUCUUGAACCCAAUGUAGAAAAAAAUAGAUAUGUAAUAAUUUGUCGUUAAAAUAAUUUCUCGCAGGGGGUAUAUGACAGUAGAAUAGCGUUUUAUGUGUUUACUGGGUUAAAUGCAAUAAAAGAUCCUUUUGAAAUAUC